AUGAGAGACGUUCCUGAGAACAAGCUCAAGGAGUAUUUCCAAGCAGAACUCGGCCAAGGAGGUGCUGCUGAUGAUGGCCUCAGCUUCUCACUUAUUCCUGACAAUGUCACUGCUUUCACCAACUACACUGAAAGAAUCACUUCAGGUUCAUCCAAGUUUCCAGCAAACAUUCCUCUCUUGACUGGAACCAACACGAACGAAGGAGCUGCCGUUAUUCCCUUUAAUUUCUCAGGCUACAAAACAGCUACAGAAAUACCGACCAACCUCAAGCCCAUUGCGAAUGGAUUUGGUCUCAAUCUCCAAUGCACUACCCUCAAAGAGAACCGCAUGAGAUCCGAAGCAGGUGCCAGAACUUUCCAGUAUCUUUAUGCAGGUAACUUCACGAACAUUUCCCCUCUUCCUUGGCUAGGCGCGUACCAUACUGCUGAAUUGCCUCUGAUCUUUGGUACCCAUGAAACUGAGGGCCCAUCAACCAAAUUCGAGAGAAAGGUCAGUGAGAGAAUGCAAGACCUUUAUCUCAGGUUCGCCAGCGACCCUGUUCACGGCUUGGAAAAGGAUGGAUGGCCGGCAACACAGGCACAAGUGGGCAGGUCGAAGCUUGUCAAGUGGGCGGGGAAUGGCAAGGUUGAGCAGAUCGUCGGUGCCAAGACGUUGAUCGACGAAUGCACUAGGAACGGAUUUGCUGUAUAG
Messenger RNA from Fusarium subglutinans, 690 nucleotides. RefSeq names its product triacylglycerol lipase V precursor. The record is from RefSeq and is a predicted model, not a curated record. Bases 1 to 690 code for a protein of 229 amino acids. NCBI's taxonomy places the organism in Eukaryota, Fungi, Ascomycota, Sordariomycetes, Hypocreales, Nectriaceae. The transcript has a single exon.